GCCGGCGGGAGCGGCCGGCGCGCGCCCGCCCAGGGGAGUUGGGGUUCGCAGGGGGUUGUUUUCGGCUCUGAGGAGGUCCCCGCCCAACCUUCAAAAUUUUGUCCAAAAGCAGACAAGAGGAUCGCCCCGCGCUGAGCCGGCUGGUGGGCAGCAGGAGGCGCCUGAUCGCCGCCGGGGCGCUGGGGGUGGUGAUGGUGCUGCUGCUGGUCAUCCUCAUCCCGGUGCUGGUGAGCUCGGCCGGCACGUCGGCGCACUACGAGAUGCUGGGCACCUGCCGCAUGGUCUGCGACCCCUACGGCGGCACCAAGGCGCCCAGCACCGCCGCCACGCCCGACCGCGGCCUCAUGCAGUCCCUGCCCACCUUCAUCCAGGGCCCGCCCGGGGCGCCCGGCCUGAACGCGGCCGGGGCCAUCAGCGCCGCCACCUACAGCACGGUGCCCAAGAUCGCCUUCUACGCCGGCCUCAAGCGGCAGCACGAGGGCUACGAGGUGCUCAAGUUCGACGACGUGGUCACCAACCUCGGAAACCACUACGACCCCACCACCGGCAAGUUCACCUGCUCCAUCCCGGGCAUCUACUUCUUCACCUACCACGUCCUGAUGCGCGGAGGGGACGGCACCAGCAUGUGGGCUGAUCUCUGCAAAAACAACCAGGUGCGUGCUAGUGCAAUUGCCCAAGAUGCUGAUCAGAAUUACGACUAUGCCAGUAACAGUGUGGUUCUCCAUCUGGAGCCGGGAGACGAAGUCUAUAUCAAAUUAGAUGGCGGGAAAGCCCAUGGAGGAAACAACAACAAAUACAGCACGUUUUCUGGAUUUAUUAUUUAUGCUGACUGAUAAUGCAAAAACUAAGCUUAUUAUUCUGAGUUUGAACACUGGAUUCGUAUGGCUAACGUCAGUGAAUCAAGGAUCCCAGGGGAUGCCCAUGGCAGGGCACCUCAGUUGUGUAUAUGUGGGGAAAUCAAAUGCUACCUGACUCACAUCUGUAUCACUCAGAAACAUUAUGUAAAAAAAAUCAAAGCAAGAUAAGCAGAUGUGUGAUCCACUACCGCCAAAGCAAAUACUCCUUAUGUUAGUGUCCAUGUGAAUGAAGUCCUAUAUAGAUCACAAAUUUUUAUAGAAAAAUCUAAGACACUGAAUUAUUUCUUCAAUAUAUAUGAUACUUUGGUGUACUGUGAUCUUGCUGCUUUUAUCCAUAUGUCAGCUUUGGUUCUUGUGAGUUUACCUGCUUAUUAUGAUCCUUGGAGUCCAUUCAUAGCGUGGGGAAGAAUGAUUUUUACUCUGCAGGAGAAGGUCUAAUUGAAAUAAUGCUGCUUGUCCCCAAAGAAAUGGUUUGCCUUGUACUCUUGUUAACUUUAGAGCUAGACCUGGGAAUGAUUCAACUUCAAGCCUUAACCUGGAAUUUUCUGGAUUUGAGGGAAUUCCCAAGCCUAUGAUCAUUUUCACAUUUUCUUUUUCUUAUGAAUGUUCUUUUCUCCCUUUUCUGGUGAUAGUCUUUAAAAAUAGAGAUUGACAUUGUAUCAUAGGAUUACCCUCUAAGUGUGAAAAUGUGUAAUUAUGUAUGGUAUUUAGAAAAACUCCUUAUGUGUCCAUUUUGUCAACUGAAUACAUUUAGAUUUACUUGGAAAGUCAGAGAAAUGUAUUCUUUAGUAUUAAAUCAAUCUGAGGCUUUUGCCUUCUUUUGAACAAAAGAUUAUUCAUAACCCAAUGCACAAAGGUUUAAUUUGAGCUGCUGCAUGCGUCACCAAGGGGACACUAGGUAGGCCUUCAAACGGUUACUACAAGUCUGUGGCCUGAGGUUAUUUCAAAAUUAACAAUUUCAUAUAUAGCCAAUAUGACAACAAACUGUUUAUAUUUUAUAUAAAUACCUGCCCCCCACACACGCAGUCCCAUAUACAUACAUGUUAGAUGAAAUGUUUUAUAUAUAUAUGUAAAAUGAGCCAUAUAUACAUAUAUGGCUUCAGUCCAUAAGGCACAGUGGCUGUAUAGCCUCAAAAUUUUAAUUUAAAGUAUAUGCAUAGACACACACAGACACACAAAUAUAUAUAAAUUAUUUAACUUAUUUUAGAUCAAAAUAUAUUUUAAAUGCCAAAAAUUAUAUGGAGUAGCAAAAUGAUUAAAAUGACUUCCUUUUAGGACUUACCCAGAAAUUUAUUAUUUUUUUUAAGUUAAACGCCCUAUAUUUUACAGGUCUGUAAGCUAAGGCUCUGGUUGCUUUAUUACCAUAUGCCAAUCAAUACUUUAACUGCAUUCUGCUGCAGACUGUUAACAUGAGAACUGCAGAAACAAAAUGGCUCUCUUUCGCAAUGUUUAUGAAUUAUAUGCAUUUGAGUUAUCAGUUUUUUCAUUUUUUUUUCCUCAGAUGGAUUGAAACUGACAGUACAGUAGAUUUUGAGAGUAAUGCACAUCCCUUCUUUCUGGUUAAAACACACUGCCAAAAGUCAUGUCUUUAAUUGAAGGAAAAGAUUAAAAAUGCAUGUUGAUAUCUCCUAACUAUUUUUCACUAUUACAAUGAGAAAUCUGUUUGCCAUUCAGUUGCCUUUGAAGACUCUUUGACAAGUAGAUUUCAAAAACAGAGAUUUAAAAAUCUGCUUGUUUUACUGGCAAAGGACAUUUGCAUUUUUUCAUUUAAAGGAACUGGUUUGUUCUCCUGGCUCAUUCCUCUUUGGUACUUUCUGUUCUAAUACACAGAACGCAGAUCAUCUUUGAUCAGCAGAAAUAUCUUUUAUUUAGACGAGCUCAACUUUCCAAGAGUUAUGCAUGGUGUUCCUGUCUGAAGGUGUUGUUUGCUCUGUUUUAACGCCUUGGUCUGGAUAACUGUCAUGAUUUAUAUGAUUAAAAACAGACCAUUCAUCAAGAAUAAUGGCUAAUUCUAUUUGGCCUUUCUAAUAAAUGAAUCACAAUGGAUUUUUAUUUCUAUUUCACAAUAUAUACUUAUCCAAGAGGAAUUGACAGCAAGGGUUUGGAGAAUUUUUUUUUAGGUACCAACUAACACAGUGAGGAGUCAAACAAAAGAUUAAUUUAUAAACAGCAGUGCACAUCAACUAAGUGUUUCAAUUAAGACUUUUAAGGUUUUAUUUACACAAAAUAUCAGGGCUGGAUAACUUUUAAAGAGUAGGCUCUAGAAUUGAACUGUCAUUUCCAAUAGAUCUGACCUUUUCUUCAGAUAAAUUCACAUUAUUUUCUCUGUUUAGGCCCAAGGAAAAACAAACGGUAAAGGAAAUAAAGGGAAUAUAUAUGAGGCAAACAUUUCUUUUUCUUUUGCAUUAUAUCUUAUCAAUUAAUUAAAUUGUGGCCUUUGUUAUUAUAAAUGUAAUGAUUCAUUAAACUAUAUUAUGUAAUAUAUUUUGACUUUCAUGAUUGAAUUUUUACAAUUCAGUACUGUUAUGUGUUCUUAUGUAGGCUUUGAAAAAACACAACAGAAUUAUGACAAAAAUAGAUACCAGAAAGCCAAAGAUAUCAAAACUGAUUUAUUAUAAGGAUAUACAGAUAGGUGACAGCAUAACAUUAACUUUUGAAAAUAUUUUUAUCACUGUGAAUUGGUUAUUAUCUGACAGUAUUCUUUGGGGGAAAAAAAAGAGUCUCAACAUUUAACUCCCCUUGCUGCAGAAGCUAUUUUAAAGUGCCAUAUUAUUCAUUAAGCAUUAAUUAAAGAACAGCAGGAUAAUUAGUAGGAUCAUCAAUAUUACAAGAAACAUUAGAUUUCUUGAGAAGGGAAUGAUUUAACCAGAAACAAUUUAAAUUGUCUCAACUUAUACAGCUGACAGAUUAGGGGGAAAAAAACCCCAAAACAAAAGCAACUCCAGUUAGACGAACUAGAGUGGACUAAAUCAUUGUUUAGAAAUAGGCACUUCUGUAAGUAUUUUGUUAAGGCAAAAUGAUAGAACUCAAUUAGGCUCCAUAACUCCCUAGAGGUGCAGGUUUAACAGUACUCAGCCAGGUUCUGAGAAGGCACACUCUUCUAAUUCUCAUAAGGAAAUGAUCAGUGAUUAGUCCUAGGUAACUCCGAUUAAUAUCUCACACUGGGUUGGAAAUCACUGAAUGUUCUCUGCAAGUUUCAUAAUCAACAUCCUAUUUGAAAGUCAGCCAUUGCUUAGGAUUCUCUAUUAGAAUCUUAUCAAGUGCAUUCUCAGAUAUGCCUCUCAGUAACAUUUUCGGAACAACGUUGGUGAGGAUAUGAGAAUAGCCGUGACCUCCAUAUUUCAUCAACCGAUGCUUCGUAUGUAUGUCAUGAGCCAUCAGAAUUCGAUCUUCGUAGCCCUCAUCCACCAGGAAACGCACCCUGUGAAAAAUGUUAACUCGUUAGAUGUCAUUUGUCUCACAUUUCAGCUUUUAAGGUGCUUUCAACUUUUUACUCAUCAACCUAUUGUGCUCGUCGUAAAGAUACUGCCUUCCACAUGUGGCAUGUGUACUGAGAGAUCUUUAAUAAAUAUUGUGUGGUGUUGACAAA
This is a messenger RNA of Carlito syrichta (Philippine tarsier), 4446 nucleotides long. It is a transcript of the gene C1QL3, whose product is annotated as complement C1q like 3. The record is from RefSeq and is a predicted model, not a curated record. The coding region runs from base 192 to 833 and encodes 213 amino acids. Gene Ontology annotation, molecular function: protein binding. The transcript is spliced from 3 exons. Lineage: Eukaryota; Metazoa; Chordata; Mammalia; Primates; Tarsiidae.